UUAUUCCCCUGACUGAUUGACCGAUAUGAAUACCGGGGUUGAUGGAGAGAAGAACUGGAUUAUUGGUCCUCUCGGCAUCGAGACGGUCAUGAAAUCACUCUAAAAAUCCACUACGGACUGACUAACCUUGAGGAUCAACUAUCAUGGUCGGGGUCCCCCGCAGCCGGGGAUGUUCUCAGUGUAUCUGCCGCAGGAUUAAGUGCGACGAGACGCGUCCACACUGCCUGCGGUGUAUCAAGCGCGGGUCAAAUUGCCCUGGCUAUGACCGUGCUCACACAUUUAAGGAUCAGACUCAGCAUAUUAUCCAAAAACAUGGCCAAUCAUCAAUGGAUGAAAAGCUUGCCCCGAACCUGGCCUUUGAGGCAAUCGGCAUCCAGACCAGAGAAUCGUUCGAUGGUUGGCUGAAUUAUUAUUUUCCCAGUGUCAGCGCCUGCAUUCAAUCGCGUGUGAAGGUGAGCUGGAUGGCAUUUUUACGCAGCCGAUGGUCUACCUUUCCCCCAGCCCUUGUAUGGGCUAUCCGCGCCCUGACGGCUCUACUUAUGGGGGCCUCGCAAGGGAACAAGCAAGCAAUCCUUUGCGCUCGUCACAUGUAUACUCGUGGAAUCCGGCAUUUGGCGUCUCUCUUACAAACCGAUGAAGCUCUUACAGACGAAACUUUGGCAGCAGCUAUCCUACUUGGCGGAUAUGAGGUCCUAGACGGCAGCAGUGACCGUGCAUGGAUAGUUCAUGCGCGCGGUAUCAAUCAGUUGAUGCUCGCCCGCGGACCGUCUGCACAUAAACAUGGCAUGGGUAGGACGCUGCUCAUGUGUUGGCGACCUUACAUAGUCGCAGGUGCUUUCAUUCAUGGAACGCCAUGCUUCCUAGGUGAAGCGGAAUGGACACGCAACUCGAUGACUGGAGACAUUGCCCGAACGGAAGAUGAGCAAGGAAUAGGGAGCUUGGUAGGUCAAACAGUGGACUAUGCAUUCAACGAAGUUGCCAAAUGUCCUGGGUAUUUAGCAAUGACGAAAGAAACUGUCGCCAGAAGCCCGCUUGGCCGUGUAAUUGACAUAAAACCAUUGAUGUUCGAUAUUCUUCAUUCAAAAGAAAACCUCGCUCGGCUGGAUCGCACGUUGUACGCUACAGAGCCAUCAGCCAACUUCAUUGGAGUGAUUCCAUCGAGGCAUGUCACGACUUUGGUACGGGCGUCCCAUGACUGUAUUAAAUUCGCUAUCGUGUUACUUGACCAUCUAGAGAAUACGCUCCAGUCCAUCUCGAUGUGCUCUACCGAGGCAAGCUCAACGGCUCGCCGGGGCGGCUUGCACAACGAUCAGGUAUGGCGCCUUUCUAGAGAGAGAAGCAUCCCUGCAAGUCAAACAACUCCACAGUCGGGCAGUUCCCGUGGCCUAGGAGACACAUAUGCCGGAACAUACGCUAUUGGUGAUCGACUGGAUCACUUUUCAUUGACCAUGGGACUGGGAAGCCUAUCGCUAGAUGCUCGUGGUAUCCCCCAGCUCUCCGCCAAUGAUGCAAUUCCAGGCUAUUUCUCAGGGAUUUUCCCAUGUCAAAGGCCCUGAUUUUUCUUUGUUUCAUACCUGUACAAUUUUACCACUAGCGUCAUCGCCCAUUGCAAAGAUUUCCCAGAAAAAGACCACAUAUGACACGAAUUCAGUGAUAAAUGCAGUUAUGGAGCUAACGAAUCCCAAUAGCUCUGUAUAAAAUCCCAGACCAGUAGUUCCGGCCGAGGUGUUAGUCUCCUCCCCGCAGAUUUCAUCAAAGAUGGCACUUCAUUCUCAUUAUAGUACCGUUUAUUUCUACCACCACGUGCUGCCUUCAUGUUUGGGUUUCCUAUCCUCUCUAGGGAAACCUUCAAAAGUUCUCAUCGCCAUGACCCGUCCUCCUCUUCGUAUUCUUCCGCAUUAUCAUGAUGUGUUCGAAACAAGGUUCCCGUCAACAUCUUUCUGAAUAUAUCCUGCUGUAUGUCACACCACCAUGCGUACCGCCCAUUCCGCUCGUAAGGCGUAAAAUCCAUCGGCCGGUAGGCACGGCCGUGCUGAUCAAGAAAGUCCUUAUUUCGCUGCCGCCGAAUCUUUUGCUGCAAUAAGCGAUGAGCUGCGGGGUUGUGCUGCAAAACUCGCUGGACUUUAGGAUCUUGAAUCUUCCAAGGAUCAAAGACACACAGGAAGUCUGCCAGUAAACAACUUUGCUCGAGAUUCAUGCUUCCGAUAAUCUUCUGCUGCUGAGCGUCAUCAAGCAGCAUCAAGCCCCAGAGCUUAUAAUGGGCCAUGAUGAAACGGGUUUCUUCCGAAACUGAUAGAGCUCUAGAGACCUGCGGGUCCCAGUGAGCGUUUACUCUUACGCGGUCAUGGAACGAAGUGACUAGCUCGUCGGCAUUGUUGGAUGUUGUUACAAGCCGACCAACGUCAGAGACAUUGAGAACCUGCGCACCCAUCGCCAAAUGUCCCUGGUUGUCUAGAAGAACUCGUAAAUCUUCAUAACACGGAAUAGUAGUAGGUGCAACUUGAUUGAAGAUAUAUGAAAUGUGCUCCUUCCAGAUCUUGUUCAAAAGUUUGCAGGUUCCAGCCAGGUUCGCAACAUGACUGAGCGAAGAGGAGUGACUAAAGAUUGCCACGAGAAGCUCGGUCGGGAGAGCCAACAGAAGUGAGUGCAUCUUCACUGAAGAUAUGACCUCCAUGCUAUGACGGAAUUGUAAAAAGUAUGAGAAUUAGGAUAAGGAAGAGAAGCGAAACAACGAGCACUACCGUUCUUUGAAAUCAUGGAUGAACUGUUGAAGGUACUCAAUAGGAAUUGUUUUCCCAAAAGGUAACUGAUCAGAUGAAGCGAUGGAAGAAAAAAUAAUUGUAAAAAUCGGUAUAAAUAUUAG
Messenger RNA from Penicillium brasilianum, 2863 nucleotides. Lineage: Eukaryota; Fungi; Ascomycota; Eurotiomycetes; Eurotiales; Aspergillaceae. The record is from the annotation of a GenBank genome assembly.